Molecule: messenger RNA, 2597 nt
Organism: Chiloscyllium plagiosum (whitespotted bambooshark)
Lineage: Eukaryota; Metazoa; Chordata; Chondrichthyes; Orectolobiformes; Hemiscylliidae
Gene: aplf
Product: aprataxin and PNKP like factor
Biological process (GO): double-strand break repair
Cellular component (GO): nucleus; site of double-strand break
Molecular function (GO): DNA-(apurinic or apyrimidinic site) endonuclease activity; protein binding; 3'-5' exonuclease activity
Source: RefSeq, a predicted model, not a curated record
GCAGGCGCGCGGAGGCCGGUGGCCGUUAGCCGGGCGCGAAGGAUCCUGGGUGUUGUAGUUUAGGGGAGUUCUGACGGUAUUCCUCGCUUCUUCUUUCUCCCGGUCCCAGCAGAGGGACAGUUUGUGUUGGGGGGCCGCACGGUGAGCGCCACCUUAGAGCAGCGGGAGGAAUGUGAGCUUCUUCCCAGGAACGCGAGGAGGAUGGAACUGGAGCCAGAGGACGGGAGCGGGAAUAUCGCUCUAGCGGGAGGCCUGACCGCCGUAGGCCGCGGUCCUCUGCUCCGGGUUUCUGAUAAACGAGUGUCCAGGAAUCAUGGUCUGCUGGAAGUGCUCGAUGGGAAGUUGCGCAUCAAACCAUUACACACCAAUCCAUGCUUCUAUCGGUCAUCAAAUGGAGACCAGUUUCUGCCCCUGGCUAAGGAUGAAUGGCACUGGCUGAACCCAGGAGACUCUUUUUCUUUACUGCCAGAUAAAUACAUAUUCAAAGUAAUCUUACCCAGCUUCGAACAGACGUUAAGAAACAGCGAUCUGUCAAGUUUUGAGGAUGAUGAGCAAUCUAAUCCUGCAGGAAGUUUGCAUAAGGAGAAAGGGGAUGUCAGCGAGGGCCCAGAUAUACCUCGGGGUUACUCGCAAAAACCCACUACAUCAUCUGAGGCAUUAACAACAGAUAAUUAUUUCCGACAGCAAUCCAGCAGAAUUGAACCAAAUGGCAUCUUGCAGAAAGUGUCAGAGAGCGAGCAGUUGAAGAGUGGUCAUGCAGCACCAGCCACUGUACAGAGGAAAAGAAUCUUGCCAGCUUGGAUGCUGCAAGUUACUGCAGAAAUGCAAGACUCUUCAUCGGCAGUCAGUAAAAAAGGAAAUGCAAUGGGGCAGGGAAGAGGUGAUGCAGGGCAGACAAAAACUCAGGUAACACAACCAGGAAGAAAAAGACACAAGUCUGGUGAGAAUGUCCAAGAGAAUGAAGCAACAGAUCAACCACAGGAGAAAAAAGGUAGGAGAAGGAAAACACAACCAAAUAAAGAUGAAGACCAAAGCAAGAACAAUACUGAGGUGAAUAUUCCAGGUGCAAGUUCUGCUAAUGCGAAAAGCAAAGAGGAAAAGAAGAACAAUCUCGACGGACCUUCCAGGUGUAAUUACAAAUUGAUGGUCGGUGAUAGUGGGGAAGCCAAAAACCGACACGGUCUUGAUUCUCAGCGGUCCCAUGAGCUAAGUGACUGGGAAAUGAAUGUUAAAGAGAAGGAGGAGGAGGAAGAAGUGGAAUUGAUGAGCAGACAAAGUGAGCAGAAGAGUGCACAGACAUUGGAGACCCCUCACAUAAGGGAUAAAAGCAGCAGGCCAGCUCCUGAUGAAGCAGGAGCAGCAGAAGGCAUAAAGACUCUUCAAACUGUAGAGCAGAGCAAGCCUCGGAGAGCCCCCUGCAUGUAUGGAAGUAAUUGUUACAGGAAAAAUCCAUUGCAUUUUCAAGAGUUGAGUCAUCCUGGCGAUCCUGAUUACGAGGAGUUAGCAGGUGAGGAGGAAGAUGAUGACAAACCAGAGUGUCCUUUUGGUACUGCUUGCUAUAGGAAGAAUCCCCAACACAAGAAGGAGUACAAGCACACGCAACCUCCAGAAAGUGAAUUCAGAAGACCAAAGAGGAAAGGGUCUCAAAAAGAUAAAAGAGGUCUGAAUGGUGAGAGUGAUGAUGAUGGUGAACCUAACCAGUAUGACCUGAAUGAUAGCUUUAUUGACGAUGAAGAGGAGGAUCUGGAACCAACUGAUGAGGAUUCUGAUUGGGAGCCAAAUUCAGAUAGUGAUGAAGAUAUUGAAACACUAACAAAAGAAGCUAAUAGAUUUGUAAGAAAUAAAAAAUGAAACUUGUUUUUUGUACCUUUCAACUUGGAGCACUGAGAGAAUCUGUUUUCUUUCUGAUUGCACUAGCACUGACGUUUAUUGGCUUGAAUUAACUUAUGUUCAGAAUCACAUGAUUGCACUCUUGUUACUAAUUCAUAUAUAGGUUUGAAUCAUCUGUCACUUUAAAAUUAUUAGUUCACUGAGUUCUGGAAAUGGAAUUUGAGCCUUUUCAGUGUCUGCUUUGAUGGAUAGUUAGGGGAAGGACAUAAAGCUUUCAGAAUUUUGCUUGUUGCUAGAUAAGCAUUAAGGAGUGAUAUUUCAGUUUAUUGCUACCAUUGUACUAGUGAAAACAAGGGGAUUAUUUUUGGACUUUUUAGCUGUCCUAGCAAGCUACAUGUGCUAGCACAAGAGUCCUCAGGUUUUGGCAACUGAAGUGCAAAGUCUAAUUUUGUCUUUCAUUUAAAGAGGACCUCAAUGACAGGUAAAGAAAGAGCCAAACCUCAAGCAGUUUUGGAGUUUUACUGUGGAGUUAGUGUCCACAUUUGUCAACUGAUUCAAGCAUGCCCACUGGAAUUAAGUUCAACUGCUUAGUAAAAUUUGCAAAACACCUCUGGUUUGUACUAGAGAGGCAGUGAAGAAUAUACAUUUUUUGGCCAGAGUGCACAUUGUUUUUGAAUGCCUAAUGCCUCCUUAGGUGUGCAUUUUUCCAGCAACCAGUCUGUUUGAGUUCAGAUGUAAAGCAAUAAAACAAAUUUAAAGAAAAAAAA